Messenger RNA from Brienomyrus brachyistius, 4231 nucleotides. RefSeq names its product homeobox A9b (gene hoxa9b). The coding region runs from base 2265 to 3047 and encodes 260 amino acids. Gene Ontology annotation, molecular function: DNA-binding transcription factor activity, RNA polymerase II-specific; RNA polymerase II cis-regulatory region sequence-specific DNA binding. Gene Ontology annotation, cellular component: nucleus. The record is from RefSeq and is a predicted model, not a curated record. Lineage: Eukaryota; Metazoa; Chordata; Actinopteri; Osteoglossiformes; Mormyridae. The transcript has 2 exons. Gene Ontology annotation, biological process: regulation of transcription by RNA polymerase II; proximal/distal pattern formation; DNA-templated transcription.
UUUUCGUUUGGUCUGUUGAACAUUGAUUUGUUAAAUAAGCGGGAAUAUUUCAGUGUUACAAAGUGCGUUGGAUUUCAAUCAGCUCUAACAAGGAUUUUCAUUUAUGCAGCAAAGCAGAUGAAUACCUGGCUGAGUCGUACUCAGCUCGGAAAUUCUUAGAUUUUGAAUAUGCCAAUGUCUCGUGCGUGUAAUAUGGAAAGUGUUUCGUGUUAUGCCAAGUAACUGUAAUGUGAAUACCGAUUAUGGCUCGAUCGUUUUCUUUACAUUCGAUUUUAAUACUCUUAAGAUAUCCAUGUAUUUUCAUUUUCACCAAUGAACGUUCCUUUUUUUAUUGCCUGCACGAGAGGUAUUUCUUUUCUUUUGGAAUCAAGGGUACUGUCGAGUGACUUAGGUAGUUUCAUGUUGUUUGGCUACAGUUCUUACCGCCACAACACGAAACUGUCUGAAUUACUCCCAGUUCAACGCCACGACUAUAGAAGUUAUUAAUGGAUACCUUGAGCUCACAAUCGUCUAAAAAAAUGACGAUUGAUCGACUGUAUACCGUGGUAUAUAUUACUUACCUACAAUUUAAAAGUUAGUGUGAUUCCACCUUCUCCCAUUUGCUUUUAAUAGCUUAGAUUCGUACCAUUAUUUUUUAAAUAUUCUGUGGAUAUUUGCAGCUGAUUCCGAUGCAGAUUUACAAAAUAGACUUUUAGUUCUGCCACCACGCAGUCGCACCACAUUUGUAAAUAAGCUGAGCAUGGUCCUUAAAAAGGAACGAGGGGGGUGGGUUUGGAAUUAGCUUGCUUUGGUUGUUGCGUGAUUUAAAGAAGAGGUUUGCAAGGCCUAGGUUACGAUCAUUGCAGUCUCGACGAAGCCGAGCGAACAGCGACCUCAGUGGCUCCCGCUUAGAGAUCCGGAUGCAUUUGCUGGCCACUAAGGUUAACAUAAAAGAAUGCUUUCCUGGCGAUAUUUAGAUCAGUCUGUUGUCUGUCGGAGGAUAAUGAAACACGACCAGCAUUAGGGCUGUAGCCGCCGCUUUUAUUUUGUGAUAGACAACGUUACGUGGUAUGUAUACGCGCCAUAUAUAUGCCACAGUUUUAACUAACUUUUUGCAUCACUUGCCCAUGUCUGUGCGCGCUGUCCUGCUUUUUAGAUGGUCCUUUUGGUAGAAAAAAUCCCCGUAGCAGUAAACAGGAAAUAAUCGUGGUCUUAUAAAAUGUGCAGACUAUAAACAGUGACGGAAUGGACGAUAAAAUGAUGCUUAGGCGGAUCGUACUUUUUCAAAGUGGGUUUGGUUACUAAUGGCUAAAACCAAAUUCUUAAAUGUAUCGCAUUUUUUAAAAAUUGAAUUUAAAAUGGAAUUCGGUAUUCAGUAUAAAUUUAUAUGCAACCGUACUUAUUAUGCCUGUACGUUGCCAUAGCCAUUUGUAGAAUAAUUAUAUAAAAAGGCCUAUAUGUUUUUUUUUAAACUACAAAUUAUAACUUCAUUAAACUGAAGAUACACGUAGUGACAAAAGUGAAGAAAAUCGGAAAAGUUAUUGUAUAUUACAGUAUUUUUAAAAUAAUACAGGACAAGAUAAAUACUGUUCAUUCCUACGUCCAUAACGCAUUUAUUAUACAAUUUAUAGAGGCAUACACGCAUAAAAUAUUCCUUAUAUUAAUAAAUAUUUAUUAGGACCUUGUCCACAGACCCAGUAGUGCAUCUAGGCCUAUUAUUAAUAGUAAUAAUAAUUGUAAUUUUGGAUUUGGUAAAUCAAGUGAUGUUUUUAUAGGAAAAUGUGAAUAGGCCCAGUUUUUACAGAACUACAGUAAUGAAUCACUUUUUGUUAGAGUAAAUUUAACAUGCUAGGCUUAAAAGAGGCAUUUUGAUUAAGUAGCCUAUAAGUAUCGGGUGGAUGCCAUUUUUUUGUAUGAGAAAGAUGGCAAUCCUUGUACGCAGGUUUCUCCCGACUAUUUCCAACGCACUUAUCAAUCCAGCAAAGGUGCAUCUGAUUCGGCAUUAUUAACACGCAUGCAUUUAUUUUCUCAGAUGUUUUGUUUCCAUAAAAUUAUACGAUUUUGCAAAAAUGACAGCAAAACAAAGAACAUCUCGAAAUGAGGGAACAGAUUUAUUCUUAUUGUUGUGCCUUGGGGUCACGUGCUGCCUCUGCCCAAUCACAAAGCAGAUAACGUUCAACUCCUGGCUAACCGCAGGUCCCACUGAGGCCAAGUAGAUCCUGAUUAUUUUGUGUUGAUAGUACAGUGCAUUUUUCUGUGUUUUUGUGCGUGUCCAUGUUUCUGCUAUGUCAGCGUCAGGGGCAUUAGGUUACUUUGGAGACAAUCACACGGUUCCAGAGUCAGAGGACCUUUUGGUGCCCAGAUACCAUUCGAGUUCAGGGCUCCAGCAUGCGAGGCAGCCCGUCCUGAAUGACCACAGCGACCUCGAUCCGUGCCAGUACCCAGCGAAAACAUCUUCAUUCGGCGCAUCCUGGGCCCCAGUGCCUGACCAGCAUCCAAGCAGCGUUUCCUCUAUAUACCAGCCGUACGCCGUUCCACAGGGCCAGACAGUCGGCUCUGAAGGAAUAUACAUGAGAUCAUGGUUGUUGGAACCGACUACUGGAUCGCUGCCUUUUACUGGACUACAGACGAAUGGGCAUUAUCACGUCAAAGCUGAGCCUUUGCCCGAAGGAAGAGACUGCACUACGUUUGAAUCGAAUACGCUGGCUCUGUCUGAUUUUUCAACGGGAUUUUCCCGAGUCGUGACAGAAAAAAUCCCCAGCGACAGCAAUUCCUCCGAGCCAACUGAAGAGAGCGGUUCCACCGAGGAGAAGGUAGACAUCGACUCCAAUAAUCCUGCGUCCAACUGGCUUCACGCAAGGUCCACAAGAAAAAAGCGCUGUCCGUACUCUAAACACCAGACUUUGGAGCUGGAGAAAGAGUUUUUGUUUAACAUGUAUCUUACUCGAGACCGCAGAUACGAAGUUGCAAGAUGCCUAAAUCUCACUGAAAGACAAGUUAAGAUAUGGUUUCAAAACCGUAGGAUGAAGAUGAAGAAAAUCAAUAAAUGCCAACCAAAAGACGAUUGAUGCUACAAAAUGGUGAAGAGCAUACAAUGGAAAAUGAAGAACUGGCUAUUAAAUGGUAUUUGCUUCAUAAGCAAAAUUUACAGAUCUCUUUCCCAGCUAAUAGGUUUCAUGCGGUAAAUUAUUGAACUCGUCAAAUUCUUCUGUAUUUGAUUUGUCUUAUCUGUUUGUAUUAUAUCGUUUGAUAUUGACCGUACCUUUGUGUUAGACUGUAAACUGUAAGCUUCGUUUUCAGGAAUUCUGAAAAAGUCUGAUACUAAUUUUAUUCUGUUAGUGAUGUUGGUUGUUUUGUGUGACGAAUGCAUUAUUUGUGUAUUUACUAUAUUUAAAUUUUUAAUUUCCAUUUGCAAAUGAAACGGGUGCAUGUGCUUCACUUGCGUCGAUACAAAUGCUUGCGUAUUAAACGGAGACCCUUCCGAAGUAGAUGCAACGGUUAUAUAGCCUCUUAUAUGUCGUUCAGCGGGCUAAAACUCAGUACGAUAUAUAUCAGCAAUAUAAUCAGUUGCGCAUAUUAUUUUUAGGCUUAGACUAUAUAAAAUUUUAAAGUAGGGCAUAUAUGUCUUGCGAAAUAUAUUUUUGUGAUUUGUGAUAGGGUAUUUGGUAUGUAUAUUUUUUUUUCAACGUGAAAUUGCCACGGUCAUUAUUAUCAUUAUUAUUCAGUAUUAGUAAUACUGGUAAUAUAAUCUUAAGUAAUAGUAUGCCUAAUGAUAGCACUGUCAAUAACAAUAGCGGCUGUAGUAUGCAUUUUAUUAUUGUUAUUAUUAUAUCUGAAUACCUGAAGGUAGUUAUUUAUUAUUGUGAAACCUGUGAAACUGAAAUGUUUAUUUAUUUUAAGAAUAAUUAUUAAAUAAUGAACCAAAACGCAGCUGUGUCCUUCAAAUGUAAUGCCAGAUUAUCCUGCAAUUAUACAAAAUAUUAUUAAAAUAGUCUCCAUUUUUUUCAGCAUAUUUUCAGCAUAACAUAAUAAUCAAAACGUAUACGACAGUAAUUAUAUUAAUGUAGUAAUAUAUUAUUCUACUGGAAUAAGUGUGUUAUCUCCUAUUCCGCUUGUGGGUUAAAGCGAACGAACUGCACAUUCAUUGCUGCACUUUUCAGAGAUAUUUCAAUGAUCAGGGAAUACUUAUGGAAUACUAAAGGAACCAAUAAACAAAUUAGUAACAAAUUAAUAAAAUAAAAGCAACUGCCAA